GAAGCGGCUGCGCUCGCUGCCAUAUUGUUGUUGUAUUUUGGGAGUUUGUGUGUCUGUCUGCGGGCUGAGAGGAGGACGAGCCGCUUCACCGACUGGAUCUGGAAUAUAACCGACACUCGGGUCCCCGUCAGUCACCGGAGAGCAGAGGAGCCGUCGGGUGAGGUGAAGAUGGUGGACCGGCUUGCGAACAGCGAGGCCAACUCCAAGCGGAUCGCGGUGGUGGAGAGCUGCUUCGGCGCGGCGGGCCAGCCGCUGGCCAUCCCCGGCCGUGUGCUGAUCGGCGAGGGCGUCCUCACCAAACUCUGCCGCAAGAAGCCCAAAGCGCGGCAGUUCUUCCUCUUCAACGACAUCCUGGUCUACGGCAACAUCGUCAUCCAGAAGAAGAAGUACAACAAGCAGCACAUCAUCCCGCUGGAGAGCGUCACCAUCGACACCGUGCCUGACGAAGGCGACCUGCGCAACGGCUGGCUCAUCAAGACGCCCACCAAGUCCUUCGCCGUCUACGCCGCCACCGCCACCGAGAAGUCCGAGUGGAUGAACCACAUCGGGAAGUGCGUGGGCGACCUGCUGCAGAAGAGCGGCAAGGCCCCGACGGGCGAGCACGCCGCCGUGUGGGUGCCCGACUCGGAGGCCACGGUGUGCAUGCGCUGCCAGAAGGUCAAGUUCACGCCGGUCAGCCGCCGCCACCACUGCAGGAAGUGCGGCUACGUGGUGUGCGGGCCGUGCUCGGAGAAGAAGUACCUCCUGCCCAGCCAGUCGUCCAAACCGGUUCGCGUCUGCGAGUUCUGCUACGUGCAGCUGACGUCAGGAGGCCUGGCGCCGCGCACGGACUCCAUCAGCCGGCUGGGGUCAAAGUUCAACAACCUGUCGGACGAUGACGACGAAGACGACAGCAGUGACUGAGGAGCCUCCUCCCGACGAUCCGCCGCCCCCCCACGGCGAAGAGACUCUUUUUUUUUUUUUCUCCUCCCAGACGAUGGAACCGUGCUCCGCCUGCGAGGAUUUAUUCAGCGAUUCAGAUGUUUGAUUUUCUCCUCCUCAACGCCGAGUCUCCUCAACGCCGAGUCUCCUCAACGCCGAGUCUCCUCAACAUCGAUUCAAACGUGGAAUAAACUCUGAGAGAACGCCGUCACGUCUCUUCUCUCUGUCACUACAGAACGCAGCGGUGCUAACCACACACACACCUUCCUUCUCCUCCUUCACCUCCUUCUCCUCCUUCUCCUCCUUCUCCUGCUGCUCCUGCUGCUCCUCCUGCUCCUCCUGCUCCUCCUGCUCCUCCUCCUCACGUCAGAUUAGUCUUUGUCUGGUUUUAUGUCCAUGAACUAAACCAGGUGACCAUUUGUCGUUUCUGCAGGGAAAAGCAAAUAUUUGGCCUCUGAACUUUUUCUCUUCUGAGCUUUCUUCUUUUUCCAAUUCAAAUUUGGCAAUUUUCUGCCAGAUUUUGUAAUUUUUCUGGAAAAAUCCCUUUUUAUAAAUAAGAAAAUGUAAAUAUUCCUAUAAACACACUAGGACAGAGGAUCAGGGCCAUGCUAAAGACAUUUUUUUAGAUUUUUGAGAAUAAAGUCAUAAAAUUAAAAGAAUUAAGUCGUAAUUUCGAGAAAAAAAUUGUAAUGUUAUGAAAAAAAACUGGUAAAUUAUAAGAAUUAAGUCAUCAUAUAAUGAGAUUAAACCACAUAAUUUACUAGCAAAAAAUCUUAAUAUAGCAAUAUUAAAUUUGUAAAUGAAUUUCUUUUGUAAUAUUCUGAUAAUAACGUCAUACUGUACAUUUAUGAGAUUUAUAAAUUCAGAAUUUUAUGAUUCUUUUUCUGGUUUUAUGUCCACAAACUAAAGCAGGGAAGCAAAUAUUUGACCUUUUUCUCCUCUGAGCUCCACAGAGAGAGCGCUCUUCCUUUUUCUAAUUCACGUUUGGCAAUUUUCUGCCCGAUUUUGUAAUUUGUCGCCGGAAAAAUCUCCUUUAUAAAUAACAAAAUGUAGAUAUUUUUGCAAACACGAUGAGAGAGGUGUGAUACAGAAGAAACAAUAGAUUAAGAGAAUAAAUUCAUAAUAUUACAAGAAUUAAGUUGUAAUUUCAAGAAAAAAAAUUGUAAUAUUAUAAGAAUCAAGUUUUAAGAUUACAAGGUCAAACUCUUAAAUUAACUCAUAAAUUUAUGAGAAAAAGGUCAUAAUAUUAUGAGAUUAAACUCAUAAUUUUCUGAGAAAUAAAGUCACAGAUUGUGAGCGGAGAGUUGGGUAAUAUGGUUUGAUCCCUCGUCCAUAAUUUCUCCUUUUUAUCGAAUAUUUUCAACAUUUUAUCAUUUAGUUUUUACCAUUUAUCCAUCAGGUCGUAUCUUUUACAGAUAUUUUGUCACAUGUUAUAAAUAUUACUCCAUAACUCUGUGGUUUUAAUCUUUGACUUGAUUUCUCAUCAAAUUACUGG
Plectropomus leopardus (leopard coralgrouper) is the source of this 2416-nucleotide messenger RNA. RefSeq names its product pleckstrin homology and FYVE domain containing 2 (gene plekhf2). Gene Ontology annotation, molecular function: metal ion binding; phosphatidylinositol binding. Gene Ontology annotation, cellular component: early endosome. Gene Ontology annotation, biological process: endosome organization; endosome to lysosome transport. NCBI's taxonomy places the organism in Eukaryota, Metazoa, Chordata, Actinopteri, Perciformes, Serranidae. The record is from RefSeq and is a predicted model, not a curated record.